This is a messenger RNA of Aspergillus alliaceus, 555 nucleotides long. RefSeq lists its product as uncharacterized. Lineage: Eukaryota; Fungi; Ascomycota; Eurotiomycetes; Eurotiales; Aspergillaceae. The transcript has a single exon. The record is from RefSeq and is a predicted model, not a curated record. The coding region runs from base 131 to 418 and encodes 95 amino acids.
CUCCAGCCCUUAGAUUAAUAAACGCUCAACCAGACACGUCGACUUUCUGGCGCGUUCCUUCUCAUCAUAGCCAACGGUGACAGCUCUCCUUAAGGCCAGCACUCAGUACUCCUGGUCAUCAGUGCUGAACAUGGCCUUUAGUGGGGUCAGGUGUGCUAUGGGUCUCCUUGGUGCUCUGGGGCUGGGUCGCGACGAAAGACACCUAGCCCUUCAAGCCCGUCUUCCCAUUCCGGUUCUUUCACAAUCGCUACUGGAUGGGAAUACAUUUCCAGACUUCCUUUCUGGCCGCCCCUUUCACUAUGUUAGUUAUUUCCCUCCCCCAGCGCUUCCAGACAGUCAACAGCCUUUCUGCUCUGCAUGCGGGUGUGCGUCUUCUCCCUCACGUGAUGCUGGCGCCCAUCGGCUCGCUCAGCAGUAACAUCAUCUUCAUGCGUCGACCAGUGCUCCUUUUUCUGGUGGCGGGGGCAGGCUUUCAGCUAGUCGGUCUGGCCUUGAUGGACAGUGAAUCCGUCAGCACGUAUAUUACCGUAAAGGUAUACGGAUACGAGAUCCUGG